GCCUACGAGGGGUCGAUCUCGCGGCAUUAAACAAACAUCUAGCCGUAAAAUUCAGCGCUUAUUGUGAUGCAGUGCAGUUCAUUAAGGUUAGAUUAUUAUGAGCACUGUAAAAGAUUAAAACUAAACCAAUUCUUGCAAGUUGUGCUCUCUAUAUGAAAUUCGUAAUCAGUUUAGUCGAUUCUGGGAAGCCAGAUAUGGAUAAAAAUACUUGCCUUUCUUUUAUCAAGCGAAAAGCGAAAAAAGAAUGUCGGGAUUUUUUUAUGGAGUACGAAACACCAAAAGUUGUCAAGGUUUACGAUCUUAAACUUGGACUGAUUAACAGAGGUCUGCAGUUGGCGGUGCUUGGAUAUAUCAUUGGGAGCAUUUUCAUUAUAAAUAAGGGCUAUCAAGCGAGUGAAAAAGGCGAGCACAAUACGGUGGCCAAGGUGAAAGGAAUGAUCAAAACAAACACUCCGCGGCAAAGUGCAUCCAACAAGAUAUGGGAUGCAGCCGAUCUUGUGAUACCGGCGGUGGAAAAUAACGCCUUGUUCAUUGCAACAAACGUUAUCCAGACGCCUAAUCAGCGGAAUGGACGCUGUCCAGAGGAUAUUUAUUUAAAGAGUGCCCGCUGUUCAGCUGAUUCGCAUUGUCCUGCCGGGGAGCCGCUGCUCCUAGGAAACGGAUUUCGAACUGGACGAUGCAUUCAGGGAACGGGAACGUGCGAAAUCGAGGGGUGGUGUCCAGCUGAACAGGACAAAGCACCGGAUCCACCCAUGUUCAUGGAAGUGGCCAAUUUCACCAUUCUUGUCAAAAAUUAUGUUGUGUUUCCUAAAGCCGACGUUCGCCGCAGAAACAUUUUAGAAAGCCAUAGCAAAGAAGACUUGGCUUCGUGCCGGUACCACGAGAAAAACGAUCCGUACUGUCCGAUUUUUGGCGUGCAAUAUAUUGUGGAAAAAGCCGGCGCAAAUUUUGUAGACGUUGCAAGCACGGGCGGAAUAAUUGCAUUUAUUAUCAAAUGGGAAUGCAAUCUUGAUCGGGAUGUGCAACACUGUAAACCCCAGUACGAAUUCCGAAGAAUGGAUUCCAAAGAUGAGAAAAUUGCCAAAGGUUGGAGUUUUCGCAAUGCCGACUACUGGAAUGACCCCCAGGAUGGGACACGCAAAAGGAGUUUAUACAAGUUUUACGGAAUACGAUUUGUAUUCAUGGUAUACAGCGAAGCUGGGAAAUUCGAUGCUGAAACAUUUGCCUUAAAUGUCGGUUCCGCUGUGGGCUUACUUGGACUGACGACAAUCGUAUGUGAUUUUGUAACACUAUUUUUCAUGCGGAAAAAAAUGAAGACAUUACGGGAAAAGAAGAUUGACCGCAUUCGUGAUGCAGGACGUAUACCACCACAAGCUGGCUUGAAUCCAGACGAUUUACUAAAGGAAGCUUACCCAGAUAUUGCGGACACCGCGCUAGCUUCCUCAGAUGAUGAGUUAACUGAGGAUGGUCACCUACCCAACCACGAACCUGGUGAAUUAGAAAAACUAUCCCCGAAACAUGAGCAAAAGGUGCUUGAAACAAGUCUUUAGAAGUUUUAAUACACCCCCUGAUGUUUUCCUUGCUUGUGAUCUCUGCCUAUCCAAAGAAUCUUGUCUUAGUUAAUCUUAUAUGACGAAAAAAACUACUGUAUUUAAACAUACUGGCAAACAUACCGGAACCAACUUCCUCAAAGAUUAUCUGUAAUUUAUACGCCUUUCUUUUAAUGAUUGCGGUCAACAUCACAAACCAAUA
Molecule: messenger RNA, 1752 nt
Organism: Paramacrobiotus metropolitanus
Lineage: Eukaryota; Metazoa; Tardigrada; Eutardigrada; Parachela; Macrobiotidae
Product: P2X purinoceptor 4-like
Exons: 10
Coding region: 153-1550 (465 amino acids)
Biological process (GO): monoatomic cation transmembrane transport; response to ATP
Cellular component (GO): nuclear inner membrane; plasma membrane
Molecular function (GO): extracellularly ATP-gated monoatomic cation channel activity; purinergic nucleotide receptor activity
Source: RefSeq, a predicted model, not a curated record